AUGUGGUUCUUUCGAGUUCUCUCCUCCGCUGUAUUCCUCCUCACAAUCAUCCUCUCGAUACCUAUAGCCUUCGAUGUCGGCGGACGAGAUUGUGGGCUGGCUUUUUCUUUGAGUUUAUUCUACUUCUAUUUCUUCUUUUCUGCGCUCAAGCUAGCGACUCCGAAAGAGUCAAGGAUACGAUGGGCGCUGAUACAACUUAUCAGCAUGGCGCAGUGGAUUCUGUUACCGGGGCUAUUAAUAUGGAGCAUGAAUAGGUUUGCAGUUGAUGCGAAUGCCAGUGGAGACUGGGCUGCAAGGACAUUCGACCACAAAAGGGCGCAAGAUACCAGCUUCAAGGAGUGGAUAUUCGGCUCAGGAGGGCUCCUUGAAGCGAUGACGGUUGGAACUUGGGACGUCAUGCUGAGAUACUCGACACCACUUUUUCAACUUGCAGAAGGAUUCUGCAGUCUGCUUGUGAUACAAGCCGCGGGGCAAAUUACAAGAUGGCUUGUCAACCGUGGACGUAGCAGCGAUACCUGGAUGAUUGGGUUGCUGGUAUUGUCUGCCUCGAUUAUAUCUAGUUCAGUCUAUUUCCUCUGGAGAAUCACCAAAUUCCCAGAGAUAUCAAACGUGGAUGCUAUCCUCAUAGGAGUCACUAUCACCUGUGCGGUGUUCCUCUGUGGGUGGGGUAUUGGCAGUGGUAGGGGAAAUCCCGUUGAGAGCUCAAUGCUCUUUGCCUAUGUGGUAUUAUGCAUAUACCAGAUUUUUACCGACUACCUGCGACCUUCGAAUGAGACACCACCUCCACCCGCUCAACCGGAAUUUCCUCCAUUCCCGCCUAUUAUCAUGGCCUCAUACUCGACCUUGGUCUACGUACUGUCAACACUACCUUCAGCAGUACACUCGGGGCUUACCUUCUUCUAUGCAGCAUUCCAGACUAUCACCCCGUCUGUUAUCAUUUCCCUAGCCUACCGAAUAUUUGUGUUCUACGCCGCUACACGAAUCAUUCCAGCCGUGAGAGAAUCUGGAGCUCGAGCUUUGUCUGAAGAGCCUAAUCUCGAUGACAGUGAUGGGGAGGGUAAAAUUCUAGGACUUCUAAGUUGGUUUAGCCCAAGUAUCCUCGUGGCGGUUUACACGAGUCUCUUGAUGCAGCACUUUGCUACAGCAGAGGGGAAUGGUACCGAAUGGUGGACUAUGCAAGGGGGCGAUGCUGGGGGAAAUAUCUGGAGAUGGAUAAAUGUAGCUGCGACCAUGGCCUUGUAUGCCUUGGAGCUGUACCUUGGGAAAGAGGAUAUGGAAGGAUCCCUCACAGGGCACUGGAAGACCGACUGA
Messenger RNA from Lachnellula hyalina, 1311 nucleotides. RefSeq lists its product as uncharacterized. The transcript is spliced from 2 exons. The record is from RefSeq and is a predicted model, not a curated record. Gene Ontology annotation, biological process: septin ring assembly; endoplasmic reticulum inheritance. NCBI's taxonomy places the organism in Eukaryota, Fungi, Ascomycota, Leotiomycetes, Helotiales, Lachnaceae. Bases 1 to 1311 code for a protein of 436 amino acids. Gene Ontology annotation, cellular component: endoplasmic reticulum membrane; perinuclear endoplasmic reticulum; cortical endoplasmic reticulum.